Nannospalax galili (Upper Galilee mountains blind mole rat) is the source of this 3082-nucleotide messenger RNA. RefSeq names its product molybdenum cofactor sulfurase (gene Mocos). Bases 79 to 2760 code for a protein of 893 amino acids. NCBI's taxonomy places the organism in Eukaryota, Metazoa, Chordata, Mammalia, Rodentia, Spalacidae. Gene Ontology annotation, molecular function: molybdenum ion binding; pyridoxal phosphate binding; molybdenum cofactor sulfurtransferase activity. Gene Ontology annotation, biological process: Mo-molybdopterin cofactor biosynthetic process. The transcript is spliced from 16 exons. The record is from RefSeq and is a predicted model, not a curated record.
GCCGGGGCGGAGUCCCCGGGCUGGCCUCGCGCACUUCCCCGGCCGGCCGGCCUGGACUGAGGACCGCAGGCGCGCAUCAUGGCCGGCGGGGCGGCCGAGCCCGGGUCCGAGCCGCAGGCCUUCCAGCGUCUCCCGGACCCCGGCGCGCCGCGCCUCACCUCGGGCUACGGCCGGAGCAGCCUGCGCGAGCUGCGGGACCGCGAGUUCUGCCGCCUGGCAGUAGUUGUCUGGAUUUAUGUGUGUGUGCAAUUCCUACGUGAGUUUUUCCGAGGCACUGUCUACCUUGACCACGCAGGAGCUACCUUGUUCCCUCAGAGUCAGCUCACAAACUUCACUAAGGAUCUCAUGGAAAACAUUUAUGGUAACCCUCACAGCCAGAAUGUCACCAGCAAGCUCACCCACGACACUGUGGAGCAGGUACGCUACAGGAUCCUGGCUCACUUCCACACCACCCCGGAGGACUACAGCGUGAUCUUCACAGCUGGGAGCACAGCCGCUCUCAGGCUGGUGGCAGAAGCCUUUCCAUGGGUGUCUAGGGGCCCAGAGAGCAGCGGGAGUCACUUCUGCUACCUCACUGACAACCACACCUCUGUGGUGGGAAUGAGGAACGUGGUGUUGUCCAUGAAUGUCACGUCUGCCCCGAUCAAGCCAGAGGACAUGCUGUCGGUGGGGGAGCAGGGUGCUGCAGCUGAUGACCCCCACUGUCAACUCCCACAUCUUUUCUGUUACCCAGCUCAGAGUAACUUUUCGGGCACCAGAUAUCCCCUGUCCUGGAUAGGAGACAUCAAGUCUGGGCGGAUGAGGCCGGUGCGUGCUCCCGGGAGGUGGUUCGUACUGCUCGAUGCAGCCUCCUAUGUAAGCACCUCCCCCUUGGACCUGUCAGUUCACCAGGCCGACUUCAUCCCCAUCUCCUUCUACAAAAUUUUUGGGUUCCCCACUGGCCUGGGUGCUCUGCUGGUCAGUAAGCACGUGGCUCCUCUGAUGAGGAAAGGCUACUUUGGAGGAGGGACUGCGGCUGCCUACCUUGCAGGAGAGGACUUCUACAUCCCCAGGCCAUCAGUGGCAGAAAGGUUUGAAGAUGGCACCAUCUCGUUCCUUGAUGUCAUAGCGUUGAAACAUGGAUUUGAUGCCCUGGAACGCCUCACAGGUGGCAUGGAGAACAUAAAACAGCACACCUUUGAGCUGGCACGGUACACCCACGGUGCCCUGUCCGCCCUCUGCUACCCCAAUGGAGCCCCCGUGGUGCGGAUUUACAGUGAUUCUGAGUUCAGCAGCCCCGAUGUUCAGGGUCCAAUCAUCAAUUUUAAUGUGCUGGAUGACAGUGGGCAUGUCGUUGGUUACUCACAGGUGGACAAAAUGGCCAGCCUGUACAACAUUCACCUGCGGACUGGAUGCUUUUGUAACACGGGAGCCUGCCAGAGGCAUCUGGGGCUAAGCAACGAGAUGGUCAAGCAGCAUCUUCAGGCUGGUCACAUCUGUGGAGAUGAUGUUGACCUCAUAGAUGGGCGACCCACAGGUUCUGUGAGAAUUUCCUUUGGAUACAUGUCUACGCUAGAUGAUGCUGAGGCCUUUCUCAAGUUCAUCAUAGCCACCCGCCUUUGCUCACCAGGUGACCAGCCUGUCCUUCAGGCCAGCUCCAGGGAGGUCGGAGCCUCAUCAGUAGAGAACAACUGUUACUCACCUCAGGAAGGUGCCUGUACAGACCCUGGGGUUUGCAGUGACUCCUGCCCUUCCGUAGAUACCACGGGCAUGCACCAGUCUCUGAGUGAAGCCACUGGCACCCAACAGACCCUUCCAGAAACAGCUGCAGGUGUCCUGCAUGGGGACCUUGGGAACCAUGUUGUCACCAACAUUUUCCUCUACCCCAUCAAAUCGUGUGCUGCGUUUGAGGUGACCAAGUGGCCUGUAGGGAGCCAGGGGCUAUUGUAUGACCGGAACUGGAUGGUUGUGAACCACAAUGGCAUUUGCCUGAGCCAGAAGCAGGAGCCACGGCUCUGCCUGAUUCAGCCCUACAUAGACCUGCAGCAGAGGAUCAUGGUCAUCAAAGCCAAAGGGAUGGAGCCUAUAGAGUUGCCUCUUGAGGAAGAUGGUGAACAGGCUCGUAUUUGCCAAAGCAAAGUGUGUGCAGACAGGGUAAAUACUUACGAUUGUGGAGAAAAAAUUUCAAACUGGUUGUCAAAGUUCAUUGGCCGCCCAUGCCAUUUAAUCAAGCAAAGUUCAAACUUCCGGAGGAAUGCAAGGAAAACAUCUGGAAAAGAUCCUCCUCCGGGCACCACAGCCACCCUUUCCCUUGUGAACGAGGCACAGUAUCUGCUAGUAAACACAUCAAGCAUUCUGGAUCUUCAGCACCAGCUGAAUGCCAGUGAUGGCCCUGGACAGGAGGAAUCAUUCCCGAUGAAGGAUCUUGUCUCCCGUUUCCGUGCCAAUAUAAUUACCAAUGGAACAAGGGCUUUUGAAGAAGAGACGUGGGACGAGAUUUCAAUCGGCUCCUUGCAUUUCCAGGUUCUGGGGCCCUGUCACAGGUGCCAGAUGAUUUGUAUCAAUCAGCAAACUGGGCAACGGAAUCAGGAUGUUUUCCAAAAGCUUUCUGAAAGUCGCAAGAGAAAGGUGAACUUUGGCGUGUACCUGCUGCAUGCAUCCUUGGAUUCAUCUUCACCCUCUUUCCUCUCGGUGGGAUCUAAGGUGCUCCCUGUGUUGAAAGAGAACACACAAUGCCCUGAAUCCCUUUCUUUCCAGAGACAUCAGGGUGCUCUGGCCUAACCUUUUUUUUUCCCCAGAGAGCAUUAAACUUUCUCUUUAACAAUCCUGUCUACCGUUACUGAGAGCCACAACUUGAUUCAGUAGAACUUGGGUUUUGAAUGAGCACAGUUCUUCCCUUUGGAGGGGAAGCACGACUUCCCUUCAUCCUCUGAUUUUUCUGGGCUCUCUGCACUGUCCCACUCUGGAGAGUGGUUUCAAGGCCUAGGGACUGAAUCUGUGCCCACACCCAACACGGCUCCCACAUGUACCUGAGCAUGAUUAAUUGUAGUUAGAUGAAAAUUUUAAUGACACUCAAGGGAUUAAAAAAUUUAACUUUCAUUUA